CAUCGAGAUAUAUAAAACGAGAAACGGUGUCGUAUUUUUAAAUAAAACGCAACAAUGAGGUGUAAGAAGCACUUACCUGACCUCACCAGCACCAUCGGCGUUUGCGCUUCGUGUCUCCGGGAGCGUCUCCAGCCUAUCUACGCAGCCCAGGUUCAGGCCCAUGCACAAGCCCAAUCAGGAGAAAACGCAUCUCCGCAACGAGAACGGAAGCCCAAGGCGGAGGAGAAAACGGCGCCGAUCAAUUUCCCGCGCUCGGUGUCCCCCUACGUCGCGCGCAGGAAAUCCGACUGCGACAGCCGCCGAGAGAGGCUGUUCUACGGCACGCCGCAGGCUAAACCCGCCGCGAGAGACGGCGGAGCUGCGGCGGAGAAGAGGAGACACGGCGGCGGGAGGUUCUGGAUCCUCUCGAACAUCUUCCGCGGCAGAUCGCACAAGACGGAGGCCGCCGCCGCGCGUCGGGAACCGUGCGAGGAACGGUCCACGGCGUCGUCGUGGUUCGCGAUGAUGCUCCCCGCGCGCCACCACAGAGGCGGCGAAACCGACAGAAGGAGAUGCCGGCGCGCGGAUCGAGGUAUGUCGCCGUCGACGGCGGCCGAUUUCAGCGACGAGGCGGCGCAGGAGCGGUCCGAUUCCGGGAAUUCGACGGAGAGUUCGCCUCAGAGACAGAAUCCGACGCCGGCGACGGCACAUCGGCGGUCUCGGCUCAGCGGCGGAACGAAGGGACUGUCGACGAGCAUGGCGUUCUGUCUGAGUCCUCUGGUUCGGGCGAGUCCGAACCAGAACCAGCAUUGGACCCAUAACAAUAAUAUUACCAAUAAUAGUAAAGGAUUGGGCCAGGAAAUGGGUGCUGGUGGGCCCCACCACAUAUCCUCUGCGGCGUCGUUUUGUGCCAACCGAUCGCGGAAGCUCGCGGAUUUCGGCAGGAACCCGCACAACCGUUGAUUUUGCGGACCGUGGUACGGGCUUGUGUUUUGUCCGUUUCCGUUUGUAGAUUCUUUUUUUCUUUUUCUUUUUUUUCUUCCGACAAAAAACGUAAUCAUUUUUCUUCUCUCUUCUUUCUCACUUUGUAUAGUCCACAUAGCUCAUUGCAAUUUACAAAAGAAAAAAAAUAUAUACUUUUCAAAAUAUGAGUUUGACA
Molecule: messenger RNA, 1138 nt
Organism: Vigna unguiculata (cowpea)
Lineage: Eukaryota; Viridiplantae; Streptophyta; Magnoliopsida; Fabales; Fabaceae
Source: RefSeq, a predicted model, not a curated record